Molecule: messenger RNA, 622 nt
Organism: Bufo bufo (common toad)
Lineage: Eukaryota; Metazoa; Chordata; Amphibia; Anura; Bufonidae
Product: C-X-C motif chemokine 10-like
Exons: 4
Coding region: 61-366 (101 amino acids)
Biological process (GO): inflammatory response; antimicrobial humoral immune response mediated by antimicrobial peptide; cellular response to lipopolysaccharide
Cellular component (GO): extracellular region
Molecular function (GO): CXCR chemokine receptor binding; chemokine activity
Source: RefSeq, a predicted model, not a curated record
AACUCUUACUCCUGUCUGCAUUAGCAGCUCAUAGUGUGGAAGACCCUUAAUACAGUCAUUAUGGACUGCAAGAUUACUGCCAUCAUCUGUGCUGUGCUGCUGUCUGCUACUCUGAUACAAGGAGCUGUUUUACCUCAAGGGAAUCGCUGUAAGUGCACAAAAGUUUCUACAAAACUGAACAUUAAGACAAUGGAAAAGUUGGAGAUUUACCCCAGAAGUUCUACAUGUGAAAAUGUUGAAUACAUUGCAACCUUCAAAAAACGGACCAUUCCAAUAUGUGUCAGCCCUGACCUAAAAGAAGUAAAGGCUCUUUUGGGAAGAAAAAAUCAACAACUUAGGCAUAUUGAAGUGAUCCACCGACAGUAGAUGUGGACAUGCAUAGAAGAUCACAUUGAACAUCUGGAAGUCUGCAUAAUCAUUGCUGACUUUGUGUUUCCUGUUUGCAUUGUCAUAACUUAUUACACAGCUUGAAUGUAAAUUUAUUGCAUGUAUGUGAAUAUAUUGUAUGUAUGUAAAUAUCACAUUAUGUGUAAAUAAUAUGUAAAUACUAUACACCAUGCAUUGCUCAUCAAGCACAUCUUAUACUUGGAGAUUGGAGAUUUUAAUAAAAUUUUCAUAAUUA